This is a messenger RNA of Xyrauchen texanus (razorback sucker), 4676 nucleotides long. RefSeq lists its product as uncharacterized. The record is from RefSeq and is a predicted model, not a curated record. NCBI's taxonomy places the organism in Eukaryota, Metazoa, Chordata, Actinopteri, Cypriniformes, Catostomidae. Gene Ontology annotation, biological process: leukocyte chemotaxis; induction of positive chemotaxis. Bases 613 to 4230 code for a protein of 1205 amino acids. Gene Ontology annotation, molecular function: cytokine activity; CD4 receptor binding. The transcript is spliced from 9 exons.
ACAAACCAACCAGCUUCCUCUGCUGCUGUCAUAAACAUUGUGCAGUGGAGUGUGCCUUUGGUGCGAGACAGACUUCAUCCAUGACUGUUUUUAAGAUAUGCACUGAGCGGCUCUUGUGCUACACUAACCGCUCUUGUACUCUUUGCAGCUGCAGGAAGUUGAGCAACUCAGCCUAAACUGUGCCACAGAAAUACAACCAGGAUUUUUGGGAAGCUUUGACCACUUGACAGAACCAAAUAAGGAGCAGAAGGACUUAAAACCAUCCACUGUAAUACAGUAGCUCUCUUUGGAUCCAGAGACUGUGAUACAACUAUCAAAAGAGAAAGAGAUUCAAGAAGAAAUUUGCUGUUCUCCUUCACAACCCUGGAUUACAAACACAUUUAUUCUUGCUUAUUUUAACUAUUAUUUAAAGUAUAACAAUGGUGGUAAAAUAUAACCCUUGAUUAUUUCACAAAUACUAUCACUGGGACAGGAAAAGUUACUAUUAUUUUGAAAUCCAUGCAAACGUGAAUAUGUAAAUUUCUGAACAAGCUACUGAAAAUGAGUUAGCAACCAACCUUUUAUUCACAUUGUAAUGAUUAUCAUGUAUGCCAUCCGGAGACGUUUAAAAGAAUGAAUUUGCAUACUCAAUCAACUUUUGUACAUCAAUUUCCUGAAUCAGAUGCAAAUGGCAGCAUCACUAAAUAUACAGAAUCAUCCAAUGGAACGGCAGAACAAGGACAAGGUCAGUCUGUGAAGCCCAUUGGCUCUGCAGCAGCUAGAUUCCAAAUCCGCUCUGCUAAAACAAUUCAGCACAGGCCUGAACCUACUACCAAAGACUUCUGGACAAUGUAUAAUGUUUUUGAGGGUGGGAAAGCUGAGAGCACCUGCAGAAAAAGUGAUCCAAGUAAGGAUGUGCUCCACAAAGGUUAUACUUCUUCCACUAGUUGUAAACACACUGACAUUGAUUGCACAGAGACACCUAAGACUGUAGGUAUUCAAGAGGAUGAGAGUCAGACUGGAAGUGAAAGGAGCAGUGAAGCACUGAGGAGAUGUUAUAAGUCAAACAGAAGCAAAAGCUUAGACUGGAGAGAAGUGUCUAGUAAAACAGGACCUGGAAACAGAACAGGGAUAACUAGCGGAAACAGAGAUCAUAAGUUUAUAAGGCGUGCUGAUAGUUUAGAGGGACAGGGGGAAAACAACAAGAUAUCUUCACAAACAGAAGAGUAUCAGUCUAAUAGUAUUUCAUGGAGGAUACAAUCUUACAAUGCAGCCAGUCAAUGUGAUCAGAAUAGUGACAAAAAGGCUUACCCAAUCUCUGGACAAACACCUUUGAGAAUGAGCCAGGUUACACUUGCUCUUGAACGGGCAAGCAGUGGCCAGUCACUACCUGCUAGACUUAAACCCAGACAUAGCCAAGGAUAUAAUAAUCCUUGGGCACAGCUGCAACAAGAUGAAUCCAGUCUUGAUCAGACAUGCAACAGAAAGAGAUCCUGGGCAAGAGAGCAAGGACUCACAAAUACUGAGGAGGUGACAGGAAACCAAACGAUAAUGGAAAGGAUUAAAAACCUAUUUGGGGCAAGUUUAACUGAUGACAAGUUUGAUGCAAACCCAAAGGAUUCUAUCAGGCUAAAACACAACAGUACUCCAAAUUCGGAUAGAUCAUUUCCUUUCUCUGAUGCUAUGGAUUCCAUCCCUAGUUGCAGAAAGUCCACUACUGAAUCCCAGUCUGGAACUGCUUCUCCUUCUUCCGACAUUCAACAGAGUAGACUUCUUUACAGAGUAGACAAAGCUGGAACAUUCCCAAGACAGUUUUCAAAAAAUGAAAAGGCAUUCUUUGGUAAGAUGCAAGGACCAUCAAACAACUUGGAGAAUGAAAAUGAUAAAAAAGAUGCUUCUUCUGGAUUAAAUGUUCCAGUGUCAUCAAAGCCUAAAUGGAGCAUGGAAAGAACAUUUGAAAAAAAAAAAAAAUUUAUUCUACCCGCAGACAAUGAAGAGAUGAGUAGGAUGUGGUGUGCAGGGUCUCCAGAGUUCUGUAGCCGAUCCAUAGAAAGGACCAGGAGUAGGCUUUCUGCAACUGCUCAAUCCAGAGGUUGCAAGAUACAGUCCACAACUUAUGAAGGUAGUACCACAAGUUUCUCAGGUCAAGUUGUCAACAAUUUGGUAACCACUUCAGAAGACCAACACUCAGACAAGGAGACUACAAAAGCAAGUACAAAAACAUUUGACCUUAGUGAAAGAAAGUAUCUUGGAUUGCAGGUAACCAGUUAUUAUGACAAAGAUCAGAUCACCCAACCCAAGUCCCCACUAGCCUCAAAAGGAUUAGCAAAGAGUGAAAUUCAUGAAGGAAGGAAAUUAGAUGGUGUGCUAGAAGAAUCCUGUGUACCUACCCUGGAUUCUGUGAAGAACAGAAUAAAUAAGUUUGAAGCCUUGGCUCAACAAAGCAAAAGUAAACACCAAAUUCUACUUGCCAGGAGAGCCUUAUCUGUGCCAGAACUGCCCAAGCCAGUGGCUCUUGUGAAAAAGAGUGAUUCAGAUAAAAAUCUACAUUAUAGUAGAGUUGUAGGGAACACAGAAUGUCUAAGAACAAAUCUAAUCAUUAAAAGUGAUGCCAGUGUGGAGACAAAAGAUCUAAGUAGAACUCUUCGGUCAGUUUCCACAGUGAAAGUGAGACCAACAUUAGAACAAAGUAGAGAGACAAAAGAGAGCGUUGAGUGUCCUCUGAAAUUGAAACAACUAAAUGAACCAAAGACUGACCAAGAUGUCAGCACUUGGGAUAAAAAUGAAAGGAGGACUGUGCAAAACAGACACAUAGAUGAACCAGAUUUUGCCAUCCCUAAUCGCUUUGGGCUCAGAAAAAUAGAGACAAAAAGGAAUCCCAUUACUCAGUCUACAAUAACUCAAAAGUCAAAUGCAAAAAGUUCACUGAUAAAGCAACAAAACAUUAAUGUAGAAAUGGAUGAUGACAAUGAUUACACACCCACUAACUCUCCUGAUAAAGCCCCUCUCACAAUAAGCAUUCAGAGGCAGAGUUACCCUGCAACACCAGAACAAUCUGAAGAAUGUCAAACCUCCGGAUGUUCAGAUGUAGGUGUUUACACUCCAGUUAAGUCAGCAGUCUUAACAGUCAAUGGUACCCAUGAAACAGUGCUACCCAGUCCUUCUCACAAUUCUAUUUCUACUAUUCCCGUCCAGAAAAUCUCACUCAAUAAUUCAAAUAAUAAUAACAAUGAAACAACAAGGAAGGAUUCAAACAUAUUUAGUGCUAGCAUGGCUAGGUUGAGCUCCGAUGAGGAAGAUGAUGAUGAUGACGAGGAAACAGAGACAGAGAAUGACUCUGACUCAGGAGAAUCAUCUGUAACCAUCACAAGCAACAUGAGCCAAUCAGAUCGCAAAAGUUUCUCUUUAAGUCUUGUAGAUCUAUGUAAUUUUGGUGGGGUGGACUAUAGACCAUCAUAUGGCAUUGUGUCAGAGGAUGAAGAAGAUCGGCUGUCCACACGCUCUGCCUCCCUGAGCUCAGACAUCUCAGCCUUCUCUUCUGUGACCCUACUGAGCACUGAUGAACUGGACCACUUACUGGAUGAUGUCAGGAGUUUGGGAGAUGAUACCCUGCAGAAGUAUGAAGAUGUGCAAGUGGUUGUAUUACACAAGGAGGUGGGGAGUGGUUUAGGAUUUACCUUGGCAGGUGGAGUGGAUCAGAAUAAACCAGUCACAGUGCACAGAGUAAUCCCUGGUGGAGUGGCAGCACAGGAAGGCUCUAUCUUCGAGGGUGAUCGGGUGCUAUCGAUCAAUGGCACUGCCUUGCAAAACUCUGCCCAUUGGGAGGCUCUACGUACAUUGAGAAAAGCAAGGGGGCAGGGCAUGACAGUCGUGGUUCUUAAGAGAGGUGACCUCAGUGAGUCUCAACACAGCAAAAAAGAGGCCAGGCAAAGACCAGGAAACACAGAAAGACAUACAAAUCUAGGAUGGAAUGAGGGCAGGAGAAUACACGUGACUCUAAACAAGUCCAGAUAUGAUCUUGGCUUUAGUCUGGAGGGAGGGGUGGACUCCAGCUCGGGAGACAAACCCCUCACUGUACAAAAAAUCUUUCAAGAUGGACCAGUCAUUGAGGUGUUUCCUGGGGAUGAGCUGUUGGAGGUAAAUGGUCAGAGUCUGGUGGGCAUGAGGCGUCUUGAAGCUUGGAACCUAAUAAAGAAGCUUCCCCCUGGUCCUGUGGAGGUCUUACUAAAUCGGCCUCACCAGCCACAUUGAAGAAUUUACUGCACCUCUCUUUUCAAAGCACUUUGCAAUAAAGUUAUUAUUUAAACACUGGUAUAUUUUAUAUAGAAUAUAAUUUUCCUAUAUUUUUGCUGUUACAGUUUCUAUGAAGGUAUAUUUUUGCAAAUUUUCAGUACAAUUGAUCAAAGUAUUCUUGCAUACAAAUUAGGUAACAGAAGAUCAAUACUUCCAAAAUUCAGGACAUGAAACAGCACUAGAGGCCAGUAGGUCAUAUGUUUAAUAUGUCUAAACUGUAUUAUUUAAAAUAUUGGAUAUGCACUCAUAUUAUGCAAAUAUAGAUAAUACUAUAUUUUAUGAAAUCAGUCUGUAUAAGAAAAAUAUAUAUAUAUUUUUUUUGGCUCCCAAGUGUGUCUAUAUGUUUGUCUGUACUGAACGAAUCCGUCCCCAUUUAAAACUUUUUAAAUAUUAAAGUGAAAGUA